AUGGUAUUUGGGAAGAAGUAUAUGGAAGAGGAGUUUGAUGAAAGGGGAUUUAUAGCUCGUUUGAAGGACUUGGCAAAGAUUUUUGAUGAAUUUUUCGAGAAAGUUAUUGAUGACCAUGUUCAAUUAAAGGAGAAGAAUCAAGCUAAGGAUAUGGUUGAUACUAUGAUGACUAUUAUGCAAUCUGGAGAAGCUGAAUUCAAGUUUGAUCGUCGCGAUGUCAAAGUUGUCUUGUUGGACUUGCUAAUAGGUUCAACAGACACUGUAUCAACCGCAAUUGAGUGGAUUGUUUCAGAACUUUUAAGACAUCCUAAGGUUAUAAAGAAACUACAAAAUGAGCUGGAACAAGCAGUUGACAUGAAUAGAAUGGUGGAAGAGUCGGACUUUGAAAGGCUAGAGUACUUAGGCAUGGUUAUAAAAGAAGGACUUAGGCUGCACCCCCCUUCACCACUAUUGCCACCUCAUGAAUCAAUUGAAGAUUGCAUUGUUGAUGGUUUUGAUAUACCUAAAGGUUCAAGACUUUAUGUAAAUGCUUGGGCUAUUGGAAGAGAUCCAAAAGCUUGGUCCGAGCCCGAGAAGUUCAUGCCAGAAAGGUUUGUUGAUAGCAACAUUGACCUUCAUAGACGUGACUUUCAACUUUUACCAUUUGGCUCUGGUAGAAGAAGUUGCUCUGCAUUACAACUAGGGCUCACGAUUGUGCGCCUAGUGAUAGCACAAUUGGUUCAUUGUUUUGAUUCGGUUUAG
This is a messenger RNA of Solanum stenotomum, 741 nucleotides long. Its product is annotated as cytochrome P450 71AU50-like. The transcript has 3 exons. Lineage: Eukaryota; Viridiplantae; Streptophyta; Magnoliopsida; Solanales; Solanaceae. Gene Ontology annotation, molecular function: heme binding; iron ion binding; monooxygenase activity. The record is from RefSeq and is a predicted model, not a curated record. Bases 1 to 741 code for a protein of 246 amino acids.